GCUUCUUCAUUGGUGUUCUCGUGGUAACAAGAAAAGACACCAAGCUGUCCUUCAUCCAGCAGUCAAGAAACCCCUUUAAAGAGAAGUUUUACUUUUCCCAUUCUCCAUGGGAACAAGAGGCAACUCCUAGCCACCGUGGCUUACGAUCAAAGAAGACAGAUUUCAACAACAGUUUCUUUGACAAUUGUAAUAAUUCUUCUGUCAUCGAGCAAUUAAAAACACAGAACCAAGAAUUAAACUUUAGAGUUCAAGAACUGGAACAUCUGCUACGAGAUCAAGAAAAAGAAAAGAAAUUCCAUAUGAACAAACUUCACGAAAUUCAACUCCAGCUGGAGAAAACAAAAUUGGAAUUCACAGAAAAAAGAUUCUGUUUUGCACAAAAUUAGAGAUGAAUUGAAUAGAAUGACAGCACAACAUGAUCAAGGUACUGCCCUGGUACUGUACCAUGUUGCACCAGGCCUCUUCUGGCUGCUGUUAUAAUGAUUGUUAGCGGUAGUGUGUGUCAAACAUUCAGUCAUAUUUAAAAGAUUCAAGAUACUUGAAUAAUGUUUCUUAGAACAUCCUGAGGAUAAUGAAUGGAAAGUAUGCAUUAUGUUGGACAACCUUAAGUUCUUAAUUAGCUUGCCAUUUUCUGCAAGGGUCCAAGCACUUCUUAGCAGGUACUUAGCUUCUUGCGGCCUCAUGCCUUUGGGCAUGAUUCACUGAAGAUCUGGAACAUCAUCUCCAGUAGGGCCCUACCAAAUUCACAGCCAUGAAAAA
Molecule: messenger RNA, 759 nt
Organism: Chrysemys picta bellii (western painted turtle)
Lineage: Eukaryota; Metazoa; Chordata; Testudines; Emydidae
Source: RefSeq, a predicted model, not a curated record